CACGGAGUUGGACCGCGUGCACUUGCGGCCGGGAAGAAAGUGAAAGUGAAACUAGUUGCUGGCGUGUAGUGUUGCCUUAUCGCCAGUGGAGGCGGACGCCAAGUACUAUCGAGUGUAUCUCGAGUCGAGAUUACAUACCCAGAGAUUGUGCCCUUUGCUGUGAAGUGUUUGUGACCUCAUGCUCGCCCGUGUGGGCGUGGGACAAGCCGUGGACGCUUCGCCUAGAAUAGAGCGCUGCGCAAGAUGGGAGUGAGCUUACAGGCAAUGGAGGGGGGUUGAGGAACAAACAGGUCUGCUUAGCAUUUCACCUGCCUUCACCAUGUCGCGGGUGUUUGGGUCUGACUCCUGUAGUAGCAGAGCAGGUAGCGUCAUCACGGCCAAAGGCAAAGGCAAAGGCCUUCAUAGUAACAUUAGCGUAGGGAGAGAAGCUGUCAUUCAGGAGACUGAAGUCGCCUCGGUCGCUCAUGGUGUGGAUAGCGUGCCCAAGACCGAAGCGCAUAAGCUGCGCAACGUGACGCGCCAUGCGCGCGAGAACACCGUCCUUUGGGGCGACGCGGUGCGACAGUUUGAGCGGGGCCAGUACGAGGAGGCGAUGGAGACGUUUGAGCGGAUGGAUCACAGCAGUGCCCAUGUCACCUUCAAUCUAGCGACGGCGCAGAUGGCCAUGGGACAGUACGAAGAUGCGAUAGAGAUGUAUACGCAGACGCUCAAACGCGAUCCGCACUUCGUGCUGGCCUACUUCCAACGAGCCCAGGCGUUUCAUCUCUACGGAUGGGACGAGGACACGCUACGAGAUCUGGGCGAGGCACAGCGUCGCAUGCGCGGCUCCAAGUUCAUCGACUAUCGCAACCUGGGUCUGGACAAAACGCUGUGGGAGUGCGUGAUCUACGUCAACGUAGCCAUUGCCUAUAUCGUACUGGGGCUAAAACGUCACGCCCUGCAGCAGAUCCAGACAGCAUGGCAAUCGCGGCAAGAGUCACUAUCGUCUCGGGAGCUGAACGGAAUCAGCGAGCGGGAGGUUGAUGCGGAGAUUGAGGCCGUCGUACCGACAUCCGUUCUUCAUGACAUCUACACCUACUGUACUGACACGGAGAAACACAGCGCCGGAACGUGCGCCUUCCUCGCUUUCCAGCCACCGCCUGUCUUCCGUCCGCACGGUCUGGCGUCGCUGUGGCUGAACGCGUCCAAGAGAAUCAAACGGGACUUCCUCGGCAAGUCGCAGAUGGUCUUCAACAAGACGUCACUGAAAGGAACCGGAUUCGUUGGAGCAGCGGCCAAAGCAGCUGGUAAGCCUCUGCCCGUGAAACCAGAGAUACCAUCGAACCGGUACAUGUCUAUCGGAAGAGUGAUGAGGACGCUGAACAGAGGAGAAGAACCUCCAGGAGUGAUGGCCCGUUCUCAAUCGGAGUCCUGCACCAAGACAGCGGCAAGUGGUGGCAGCAAGCUUGGCAAGCUGCAGCUCAAAAAGAUGCGUAGCCGGAGCUUCCCGCCGCCAAAGCCCCAGGUGAAGUUCCACCCGCAGACCAAACAGUCCAGCGACCCUGACAUCUCGCUCUCAGCCGCGCUCGAGGACCAAACAUACGAGAAUGUGCUGGUAACAAGCUCCGGUCAGGCAACAAAGUCUUCGUCAACAUCCGAUGUCCGUAAACCCGGUGUUACCCCACCACCAAGACCCACCAGUAAUCCACAGCGUCCACGCCAGGAGUCCAAUGCUCUAUUGCCUGCGUCCAAGCAGGUGCUGUCACCGGAUUCAGGCAUUGAACACGAUGAGCAGCUGGCAUUCCCCAAGCUAGUCAGCCCGGCGACAAUGGACGGCAACGACGUGUAUGAGAAUGUGUUCAGCGGUACAGACGGCGGCACACAGCCUGUGCCUGCGGCCGCCACGGCUGCUACAGGCAAGGACGGGGCUCUGUCGUCAUCGCAGGACUCUGAAGCAAGCGCGCUGCUGUCGUUGAACUUGCUCAGCGAACAGCUGGUGAAGGACGGCUCGGCGGAGAAUUCCGACGUCAUCCUACGUGCAAUAAAUUCAGUGACGGAAACCUUGCAGCGCGGCAGCACGUCAAGUGCCCACCUCAGCAUGAUCUCGGAGGAUGCACUGGACUCGCUUGACGAGGAGAGCAGAUCAAUCUAUGAGAACAUCCAGCCGGGUCACCCGACGCAGAGCACCAGCACACAGUCUUCGGUCACCUCACCGACUACACUACAAUCAACAUCGAGACUGGACAGCACCUCACUCAUGCCGGCCAUACCGAAGAGUUUGUACAACGGCAGCGACAAAGAAACGGCAGCUGUAAAAGGUCUCCCCAGGGCUAGCUUUGAUGUUGCCGGGGGCAACGACGAUAACAUUUACGACGACGUUGACCAGGAGGAAGCACUCGUUGAUAUGCCUAGAAGACGGCGUCUUAGUAGCGCGUUCUCCAUUCUGAACACCGGCGGAAACGUGACUGGGGUAGCUGGUGCAGCAGCUGCUGCCGCCGCCGCCGCUGCAGCUGCUGCUGCCGCAGCUACUGGUUCCGCCGGUGCUGCAUCUGCACCUAGUGGUGGUGGUAGCUCAGAGCAGGAGCACUCGGAAAGUAUCCAUGAACAAGAGAUGCCGAUGCCGAAGCAGCCACCGGCCCCCAUGGUGUAUCAGAAUGUGCAGUCGUUGUGCCUGCCUAGCUUUGGCACGCCGAGCAAACGGCCAAUUGCAACGCCAAAACGCCCACCACCGCCCAAGACAGCUAAGCCCACAAAGGCGCCAAAGCCUAGCAAAGCCGGCAGUGGGAAGCCGCCGAUUCCAAAGCGCCCGGUUCGUGUCACCAAGGAAUCGCUCUCCAACAUUGGCAAUCCGGUCAUCCCUCCACGUCCACCUGUGCCCGGCUGCAGCAAGCCACGCAAGAUCAUGAGACAAGUGCACGUUGACAGCUCCGACUCCGACACGUCUUCGGGCUACUGUCGUUCGUCAUCAACGAGUACGUCGCAGAACGGCGAGGACCGGGAUCGGAUGAACAGCUCCUCGUCGUGCAACAGUGCCUUUGGGCCGUUGUCGCUGCCCAAGCCGAGACCACGUGCCGCUUCCGUGACGUCUCUGUCAUCGCACGAUGAGCUUGAAGUCGACAGCGGUAUGUACGAGGCCAUCUUUAUGGAGGACUCGCCAACCGGCGGUGGCCUGCAAGGAAGGCCGGAUUUAUUCGAUGACCCUCGUUACGGUGUCCCGAACAUCCCAAGGCCCGAGCGCAUGCCAAAGCCCAUCAAUUCUACCAGCAGUGCCAGUAAAGCGCUAAAUGCAAUGCGUACCCGGCCAGCUGCAAAUCGCAGAACUCCCAAUGCCAGCAAUGGAGCGCCGCGGGCAAAUCAGGCCUCCAAAGGCGCUCCAAAGCAUGCAGUCAGGGUCCACUGAUGCUCAUUGUGCUUGGGCAUAGGGCAUAUCCACCCAUCACCUGUGAAUCCUCUCUCUCUCUCCGUCAGUAUUAUUAUUAUUCUAAAAAUUGAGUUCCUACUUCCUAGACCCCCAUUUAUGGCACAGCUUACAUGGCCCUAGUAUUUCCGUCUUUCGCACUAGGCCUCAGUUCUGGCUGCUUCGCUCCUUCUAGUGAACCAAAACUGCUCUUCAGCUCGACUUCAGCAGCACUGCACCCUAUAGGCCUAGUCAGUCGUCCAAUACAUUGUAGCUUCAUCAUUUUAUAGUGGAUUAUUUUUCCUAUUUUAUAACAUCUUGGGCAGAUUUUGUGAUGGCCAAAAAAGGCUCCGUCCAGUGUGCCAUGUAAAAGUGACCGAAUUAUAUCAUUUUAAAACGACAUUGAACCAGAGCUUUUGAUUCUACUUCCAAGCAUUGAGUUUAUUGACAUUUCUUUCUAUCUUUAAUAAAUUGCAACUGCAAACUAUCAUUGUUGGCGA
Messenger RNA from Sycon ciliatum, 3876 nucleotides. RefSeq lists its product as uncharacterized. Gene Ontology annotation, molecular function: superoxide-generating NADPH oxidase activator activity; protein binding. Gene Ontology annotation, biological process: superoxide anion generation. Bases 320 to 3379 code for a protein of 1019 amino acids. The transcript has 7 exons. The record is from RefSeq and is a predicted model, not a curated record. Lineage: Eukaryota; Metazoa; Porifera; Calcarea; Leucosolenida; Sycettidae.